This is a messenger RNA of Rattus rattus (black rat), 1716 nucleotides long. It is a transcript of the gene Pla1a, whose product is annotated as phospholipase A1 member A. Gene Ontology annotation, biological process: lipid metabolic process. The transcript is spliced from 11 exons. The record is from RefSeq and is a predicted model, not a curated record. Gene Ontology annotation, molecular function: lipase activity; carboxylic ester hydrolase activity. Lineage: Eukaryota; Metazoa; Chordata; Mammalia; Rodentia; Muridae. The coding region runs from base 7 to 1377 and encodes 456 amino acids.
CCAGCGAUGUGUCCUGGCCUCUGGGGGACAUGCUUCUGGUUGUGGGGAUCACUUUUAUGGCUCAGCAUUGGAAGAUCAGGGAACGUACCCCCUACCACCCAACCGAAGUGCACUGACUUCCAGAGUGCCAACCUCCUCAGAGGCACCAACCUCAAAGUCCAGUUUCUCCUCUUUACCCCCUCGGACCCCGGCUGUGGACAACUAGUAGAAGAGGACAGUGACAUCCGGAACUCUGAGUUCAAUGCCAGUCUGGGAACCAAACUAAUUAUUCAUGGAUUCAGGGCGUUAGGGACAAAACCUUCUUGGAUCAACAAGUUUAUCAGAGCUCUCCUGCGGGCAGCGGACGCUAAUGUGAUUGCAGUGGACUGGGUUUAUGGUUCCACGGGCAUGUACUUCUCAGCUGUGGAGAAUGUGGUCAAGUUGAGCCUGGAGAUCUCCCGUUUCCUCAGCAAACUUUUGGAGCUGGGUGUGUCAGAGUCCUCAAUCCACAUCAUUGGUGUCAGUCUGGGGGCUCAUGUUGGAGGCAUGGUGGGGCAUUUCUACAAAGGCCAGUUGGGACGGAUCACAGGUCUGGAUCCUGCUGGACCAGAGUACACCAGAGCCAGCCUGGAGGAACGCUUAGAUUCUGGUGAUGCCCUGUUUGUGGAAGCCAUCCACACAGACACUGACAAUUUGGGUAUCCGGAUUCCUGUCGGACAUGUGGACUACUUUGUCAAUGGAGGCCAAGACCAGCCUGGAUGCCCUGCAUUCAUUCACGCAGGUUACAAUUACUUGAUCUGUGAUCACAUGAGGGCUGUACAUCUCUAUAUCAGUGCCUUGGAGAACACUUGCCCACUGAUGGCCUUUCCCUGUGCCAGCUACAAGGCCUUCCUCGCAGGAGACUGUCUGGACUGCUUUAACCCUUUCCUGCUCUCCUGUCCGAGGAUUGGACUGGUGGAACGAGGUGGUGUCAAGAUUGAGCCGCUCCCCAAGGAAGUGAGGGUCUAUCUCCAGACUACAUCCAGUGCCCCAUACUGUGUGCACCAUAGCCUCGUGGAGUUUAAUUUGAAGGAGAAGAGAAAAAAGGAUACCAGCAUCGAGGUCACCUUUCUUGGCAACAAUGUAACGUCCUCGGUCAAGAUCACCAUACCUAAAGAUCACCUUGAAGGGAGAGGGAUCAUCGCCCACCAAAACCCACACUGCCAGAUAAACCAGGUGAAGCUCAAGUUCCACAUUUCUAGCCGGGUUUGGAGAAAAGACAGGACUCCCAUUGUUGGGACUUUCUGUACCGCUCCUCUGCCGGUCAACGACAGCAAGAAGACGGUCUGCAUCCCUGAGCCAGUGCGUCUGCAAGUGAGCAUGCCCGUUCUCCGGGACCUGAAAAUGGCCUGUGUGUAGCCUGAGCCUACUCUGGAGGCAGAGGCCGGAAUUUUUCGAGGGCAGUGUGGCAAGGGCUGUUUGUGAGCGCCAUAUUCCACCCUGUUUCUCCUAAGGGGGGAAGGCCAAAUUCUUGGUGGUUUUCUCCAUAAGUAGUUACUGCGGAAGGGACAGAUGACUCAUAUUACAGAACUUGAUCUCCGUCACCGACUUACAAAGCUUUAUACAGAUGCCAUUUCAGCUUCUCUAUUUCAACACAACUGUGAUUGCCUCACAGCCUUAAGUAUCUAUACUUAGGAUUCAAUGGAAAAUGUACUCGGAGAAAUGUUUUGAAUAAACCGUCAUGGAAUAUCUGAAUCA